Messenger RNA from Leucoraja erinaceus (little skate), 3311 nucleotides. RefSeq names its product RecQ helicase-like 5 (gene recql5). Bases 1 to 3021 code for a protein of 1006 amino acids. Gene Ontology annotation, molecular function: four-way junction helicase activity; 3'-5' DNA helicase activity; nucleic acid binding. Gene Ontology annotation, biological process: double-strand break repair via homologous recombination. The transcript is spliced from 19 exons. Gene Ontology annotation, cellular component: chromosome; cytoplasm. NCBI's taxonomy places the organism in Eukaryota, Metazoa, Chordata, Chondrichthyes, Rajiformes, Rajidae. The record is from RefSeq and is a predicted model, not a curated record.
AUGUGUUCCCGCGGGGCCUCGGCUUCAGGCGCCCGGUCCCGGGACAAGGACAGGAUCCGCGCUGCCCUCAGCCAGGUCUUCGGCCAUGAGUCGUUCCGGUCGGCGUGCCAGGAGAGCGCGGUCAGGGCGGUUGUAAGAUGUGAUGGGGAUGUCUUUAUUUGCAUGCCAACGGGAGCAGGGAAAUCUCUGUGUUAUCAGUUACCAGCUGUGAUCGCUGAAGGAGUAACCAUUGUGAUCUCUCCACUGAUAGCACUUAUUCAGGAUCAGCUUGAACACCUGCACAUCCUGAAGAUCCAAGCACAUUCCUUGAACUCCAAGCUCAGCGCAGAGGAGCGGAAGAUGGUCCUGUCUGACCUUUGGUCUGCGAAACCCCGCAUUAAACUGCUCUACAUCACGCCCGAGAUGGCCGCCUCCAACACCAUGGGACCUGUCAUUGAUUCACUGCUGGCCCGGAAGCUCCUGUCGUACCUGGUUGUCGACGAGGCGCACUGUGUGUCUCAAUGGGGGCAUGACUUCCGACCUGACUACCUCAAGCUGGGGCUCUUGCGCAGCAAGAUGCCCAGCGUCCCCUGUGUGGCUCUGACUGCCACAGCCCCAAAGCAAGUACAAGAUGACACCAUUGCUUCUCUCCAGCUGAAAGAGCCCAUUGCAAAUUUCAGGCGUCCAUGCUUCAGAGCGAAUCUAUUUUAUGAAGUUCUCUUCACAGAGACUCUGACUCAACCCUUUGUAAAUCUAAAAGGAUUCUGUGAACAGGCUCUAGGGAAGAAGAAUACUUCAGGGAAGUUCAGUGGCUGUGGUAUAAUUUACUGUCGGACCAGGAACUCGUGUCAAGAGGUAGCAGAGGAGCUGACGCAGAGAGGAGUGGAGGCGAAAGCUUAUCAUGCUGGGCUAAAGAACUCAGAACGCACAGAAGUGCAGCAGGAGUGGAUGGAGGGCAAGGUGCCAGUGAUCGUGGCGACCAUCAGCUUUGGGAUGGGUGUGGACAAGGCAAAUGUUAGGUUUGUUGCCCAUUGGAAUAUUGCAAAGUCGAUGGCUGCUUAUUACCAAGAAUCUGGUCGAGCAGGAAGAGAUGGGAAACCUUCAUUCUGUCGAGUUUACUACUCCAGGACAGAUCAAAAUAGCAUCACCUUCCUGAUCAAGAAGGAGAUCGCUCAGAUGCAGCACAAGAGAGGCUGUGUAAAAAACUCUGACAAAUCCUCCAUGGUGGGCUUUGAGGCGCUUGUCACCUUCUGCGAGCAGCCAGGGUGUCGGCAUGCAGCCAUUGCCAAAUAUUUUGGAGAUGAAAUGCCAGUCUGUAAUCGGGCAUGUGAUCACUGCAAAAAUCCAGACACUGUGAUGAAGCAACUGGAUCUCCUUCAGAGGCUCGACAUCCGCAAGGCGCAAGCAUUGGUUACAAAGCCAGCUGCUGCAGGGCCAUUCGGGUACAUCAGUGACUUGUAUGCAGGGGGAAGAAAAGGCUAUGGCUUUGAAAGAUAUGAUAAUGAAGAUGGUGAUAGUGGAUCAGAUGAAGAAAGUGGGCACAGAACGAAAGAAUGGAAUACGUUUUAUGAUAAGCAGAUGAAUCUGAGGAAGAAUGGAAAACCUGUAAAGGAUACCUUUGUACCACCAGAUCCCGACUGUCCCCUCCGCGAUGCAGCUAAUCAGAAAAUACCAAAGCUCUCCGUCAAGGCACGAGAACAUUGUCUACACAUUCUGGAGGAAGCACUGAUUAUGAAUAAAGGGCAGGAAGACACAAAAGCAGAGAGUGCCGACCCUCACUCAUGUGCCAUAGAGAUGGAACAUGAAGCUUUCAAAGCUACCAAGAUGGCGAAUCUAUAUAAGGCAUUGAUACUCAGAAAGGUUGCGGAAAUUAAGAAGUCGAUUCAAAAUGGACUGCUGUAUCCAAAACUGACAGAAAUGGACAAUAGAACAUAUACUACGGCAAUAGCAGAUAGCGAUAAAGACAAUGAAGCAUUCAUUUCUGCAUCACAGCUCUAUUCUUUUAAGUCAAAGCGUGUUGCAGGAGGAGUUAAGAUUUUGUCCAGCCCAUUCCAAACCGCAGGAGAUCUGCUGAAGAACUCUGUGCCAGUGGAGAGUGAGCAAAAGAAUUACACAAACUUGGAUGAUCCGAUCUACAACUUAAACAGCACACUGAAGAAAAAUCCUCAGGGUUACACACAUCCUUCUGUAGACAACAAUGGGAAGACAAAUCAAUCCUCGCCUCUUCUUGCCAGUCCCAACAAGAAAAAAUCUACCAAAAGCAAAUUGCUUGCAGAAAGUGCCAAGAAGGACUCUCAGAAUAUCACUAAAUUUUUUCAGCAAAACAAAUCUCAAGGAGUAGCCAUGAAUACAACCAAAAGUCUCAGUGAUGAUUAUAGCUCUGUAGUCAAUGAUGCGCAAGAGACGGACAGCAGGAAAACACUCUCUUCCACUGUGGCCUUUUCUGAAAAACUGGAAUCAUUCCCAGAUCCAAUUAUAGUAACUAAAACCAGAAAUGUGGAUAAAUAUUUGCAAUCCAAUCAUCAUGUGGAAGAAAAGACCAGCGACAGACUCGGAAGCCUAGGAAAAGCUCCUGAUGUGAGCAGCCAAUUGUGGCAUGGCACUCAUUCCGCUGGUGAGAAAAGAAUAUUAACAGAUGAGGAAUCUGGAAUAAUCGAUCCAAAGCGACGGCGAACGAGUAUCAAUCCCUCCAUUUUAUAUCCUCCUGAUCUUAAGGGCAAUAAGAUGAAGAAGAAGGUUACCUUUGACCCAUUGCAUCAGGACAGUACUGAAGUGCUUCCAGCUGCAUCAAAAGGAGGACAACUGAAACAGACUGCAGAUAUUGUUGUCAAGUGCCUAACCCCUUAUUACAAAGAGGGAAAGUUUGCUUCUAAGGAUUUGUUUAAAGCUUUUGCACGUCAUCUUUCUCAUUUACUGGCUGUUGGAGAGAAUGCAUCGAAGAAAAAUGUGAAAGAAGAGGUCCAGCAAAUAAUCCAUUGCUUCUUUAAAAGUCGCCGGAAGUGUGAGAGUGAAAAUGACUGGAGGGACCUGCAUGCAUCAUAGCCGUUCUAUUAUACUUGACACUGGCAGGAAGCAAUUUAUUUUUUAUUUAUAUUUGGUUUGACUAUUUAACGUGGCAUUGGUGCUAUAGAGCCAUUUAUUCUUUGGCAUAGCCACAUCAAUCAGGGCUGAUCUCAGUAAUUAGGUAAAAAGACAUUCAAUUCUAUGCAAAAUCUUUGGACUAUGCACCAGGCCGCAUGAAUGAGAAUGAAUGUGUUGUUAUUGUUCUGUUGUAAUUAUUGAGAGAAUUGCAAACUGAGAUACUUUAUUAAAAUAAAGAUUUUUCCAAACAA